Doryrhamphus excisus (bluestripe pipefish) is the source of this 5049-nucleotide messenger RNA. The record is from RefSeq and is a predicted model, not a curated record. Lineage: Eukaryota; Metazoa; Chordata; Actinopteri; Syngnathiformes; Syngnathidae.
UUGGUGCAUCCGCCCAGGAAGUAGACGCCACUGGUGAACAGCCUGGUUUGUUGACUGCCUGUUGCUGGGAACGCUCGAGCGGUUGCUAGUCAAAGGACCCCGGAAUGUAGCUGCCCAUACAAAGGCCAGUUGUUUCAAAAAGAUACAUAUACAUUUUUCCGGUGCUAAUCUUUUAUGAAUAUAAUCUGACUGUCACGCUUUAAUAAAUAAUGCCGAUGGUAAUUAAGAGAAUUGCCUUAUGAUCACUUUUAUGUGUGUUUUGGUGCUUUUGUGAUACGGCAGCUAGACCUGUACCCCAGCAUUUUUUUUACUUACGGUGUAGAAGUUGUAAUGACAUUGUCAAACCGCGCUAAUUUAACGUCGGUAUAGACUGCCAUUUUUAAUUAAGUAAGGGAAUUGAUUACAAUCAAUUAAUUUCUUAUUCCCAUUGUAAGAGAGAGAGAGAGUUAAGUGAGUGCUCAGGCCACCUGCCUAUUAAUAUGAAUUAUUAUCAUAUAUUAGAACUGGUGGGAGAGGGUUCUUUCGGUCGAGUUCAUAAAGGAAUGAAGAGGUUUACAGGCCAGGUAGUGGCUCUAAAAUUCAUGCCCAAGAUGGGACGCUCGAACAAAGAGCUGCAAAGUCUAAAGAAGGAAAUCGACAUCAUGACUAACCUUCAACAUCCAAACAUUGUCAAACUUUUUGACAGCUUUGAAACGGAAACAGAUGUGGUGGUUGUGACCGAGUAUGCUGAGGGUCAGCUAUUCCAGAUCAUCGAGGAUGAUGGGAGUUUACCAGAAAGUCAGGUUCGGGAGAUUGCCUGUCAGUUGGUGUCCGCUCUGUAUUAUUUACACUCUCGUCGUAUUCUUCAUCGAGAUAUGAAACCACAAAAUAUUCUAUUUGAUAAGAAUGGAGGGGUGAAGCUGUGUGACUUUGGGUUUGCAAGGGCAAUGAGUGUGUCCACCAUGGUGCUGACUUCUAUCAAAGGAACACCCUUAUACAUGUCCCCUGAAUUGGUGGCAGAGAAGCCUUAUGACCACACUGCAGAUCUCUGGUCACUCGGCUGCAUUCUUUAUGAGCUCCACACGGGGGCGCCUCCUUUCUACACGAAUUCCAUCUUCCAUUUGGUGCAACUCAUUGUAAAAGAGCCCAUUGAAUGGCCUGACACUAUGAGCAGCACAUGUACGAGUUUCCUGAAAGGUUUGUUGACCAAAGACCCUCAGAAGCGGCUGUCAUGGCCGGACCUCCUACAUCACCCUUUUGUUGCUGAUGGUGUUCAAGUGAUGCCACAUACAGAUGUUCCCAGUCCUCUGACGGUCACUCCCGACCCAGACACACUGGCGCUGAAACUUAAACAAUUGGCAGAAAAGACACCACUAAACUCCGGAGAGAGCAAAAUAUUGCGGAAGAUCAAAGAGCAGAGAAGCAAAAGUAAUACAAAGAAAUUAGUCGACAGUGCUAAAGAAAUGAAGGAUGGACUGGAAAGGGAAAAAGCCAAUUAUUCAAUAACAGCAGAGCCACCUGGAGAUAAAUCCUUCACAUCAGUUUAUUCAACUUUGAGAGCUCCUCAAAGUUCAUAUCCAAAGAGUCAUACUAAGGUUCUAUUUGGUUCUUCAAAAAGCAGGGGUCCAAUCAGCCAAGACUAUGAGCGAGAGUUCCCCUCAGUAGAAGUUGGGGCACGCCAAGAGCGAGAAUGCAGAAACAACACGGACGUCACUGAAAAUAGUUCUACAACAGCUGAGAGUGAGGAAUUCUGGGAAAAGCUUGUUGAAGAAUUAGACCCAAGCCGACAAGAGAAAGAGGCGUUAAACUUCAGCUCCAUUGUAGCUAAACUGAAAUCAACCAUUCUAGUGUUUAAGCAACAGCUAAGUGAUGGUGUCCUAAAAGACGUGUGGUGCAUUCAGCUUCCGCUGAAAGUCCUGCAGAAGCUGAUUCUCAACGACAUUAGCGAUGAACUUGGGCUGCCACAUCUCCUCUUUGAUUUGAUUCACGACUCUGUGGAAAACUCACAUUUCAUUGAGCAACCGUCAAGUCCUCAAGUACUUGGAGAAAUGAUUGUCGUUCUACUGAUCUACUGGGAGAAACACCAUGACUGGUUGAGGGGAGAAAAUAGACCUCAAGAGUUCAUCAAGUCCUUCUUGAUCAUUCUUAAUCACCCAGACCUUCAUGACUCAGCUCCUCUAGCAGCCUGCAUUUUAGCUCUCUUUACUCGACACAAGGUUGUUGUCAACGUUGAUGUGGACCGACUCGGCUUCUUGCUGAAAGAACUUGUCUCUGGCUCUCAUCAGCGCCGGCUUUCACUCCCGGCUGGCUGGGGCCUCUGUGACGGCCUUCUGUCUUUACUUCUGCACACUCUCUCUGAGCAUGGUGAUGGGUCCUCGUGUUUGGAUCCACUUGUGCUUCAUCAAGUUUGGGGAGAAAUUGGCACCUCAUUCGCAAAGACGACACCAGACAUGGAAUUCUGUUCCACGAAUGGAUUGUAUCUUCUUAUGUCUGCUACACUGUUGGUUCUUUGCAAGGAUCCAUUUUCGUAUAUUUCACUGUUUUCCGAGAGCAAAUCAACAUUUGUAUCCACUCUUGGCUGGCUGCUGAGUUCUGAAUGUCAUGCUAUAUUUGCUGAAGGCUGUUCAGGUACAUCAGAGGAGGUCUUCAACCAUGAGCGCUUUAUAGAGUUGAGCUUCCACUUCCUGUGCCUUCCGUUUACCCUGAACCUGAAUUCACACACCUGUUCUGGGGUACUGCAUUUGUAUGACAGCUGUGGUCUUGUUAAAAGACUCCUGCAGGUGAUUCAAACGCUUCCUCUCCCAUCAGUGGAGCUGCCACUCUCAUUACUCUGCCGCUUGCUGCUGUGUGACCGUCAGCGCUGUGUCUCCCGCCUCUGUAACGCUUCCUGUUGCUUUUUCACUCCACCUUCGUCUACCGCAUCGGGCCAGCAGCCUCCACCCAGGACCGCCAGUUCUCUGCUCUCUGAUUUGCUGCUGCUGGAUGAGCUGGGGGACUCGGCCGUAGAGCUCCUGUCUCUGUUGUACCUCAUCACCCGUUUUUGCCCUGGUCGCCUUCUGUUUCACCUUGAAUCCUCUGCUCUGCACAAGGCCCUGGUUCACUCUUACGACCCGAUCAGGGCUGUCGUAUGCAAAGUUUUGGGAAAUUUGUGUCCGUUCAGGUCUGACACACUGCCCAAUUUACAAGCAAACGUUUUUAAAAGCAUGAUAGAUCUUCUUGAGGAUUCAAGCGUGCAUGUGCGGCGGGCGGCUUGCUUGGCGGUUGGUAAAUGGUUGGGUUAUAUUGCAGUGGAGGCUGGCUUCAGCACAGGAAGGCCCAAUGGAAAUGUAGACAACACUACACAGUGGUUAGAAAUCCAGCAAAAUGAUGCAUACAAGGAUUCAAGCAGCGAAACAGGAGUUGCCAUCGUGACAAAAAAUACAUCAGGGAACGGCGACAUGAGAAAAUGGCUAGAAGAAGCCAGGAUGGCGGGGGCCAAACUGGCAUCGCUGACCUCUGACUCUGAUGUCCACACUCGUCUCCACGCCUGCGCAGCUCUGGGGAAUCUGGUACAUAUUCAUGGUGCUGUACCCACGCUGCUGGAAGAGAACGUGUGCAGGUUACUCCUCAGAGCUGCAUGCACAGAUACCCACAAUGCAGUGAGAGAAGCUGCCAUGGUCACUUUAAGCUUGUACAGUCAGCAGGAUGCUUUAAGGCAGGUAAUCACCCACCAAAAAAAUCACUUAUAGUAGGGAGCUUCCUCUUAAAGAAUUAACCUCACAGCUUGGAGACCCGAGUUCAAUUCCACCCUCGGCCAUCUCUGUGUGGAGUUUGCAUGUUCUCCUCGUGCAUGCGUGGGUUAUCUCCGGGUACUCCGGUUUCCUCCCACAUUCCAAUAACAUGCUAGGUUAAUUGGUGACUCCAAAUUGUCCAUAGGUAUGAAUGUGAGUGUGAAUGGUUGUUUGUCUAUAUGUGCCCUGUGAUUGGCUGGCGACCGGUCCAGUGUGUACCCCGCCUCUCGCCCGAAGACAGCUGGGAUAGGCUCCAGCACCCCUGCGACCCUCGUGAGGAUAAGCGGUAGAAAAUUAAUGUAUUUUUGAAAAAGUUUACCUUAAUGUUUUUCAAGCUGCUGUUGCCUCCCCUGAAGUUUUUUGGAUCGCCUCUGGUUUAUCACAUCAUUUUUGUGUUCAUGACAUAUUUUGCCUGUUUGAAUAGAGCUGGAGAGACUUUUUGAUUGUAGUUUUGACAUUUGUGUUUGUAUUUGUAUUUGUAUUGCCAGAGCUUCCCAGCCUGCACCUCCACCAUGUGACCAUCUUCCUCUCAUUGCAGGCAGCUCCAGACAGAAUUUAUCAUAUUUCUUAGGUACUGUAAUCAAUGUCAUUUCAAAUGCCCUUUUUAAAUUACUUCCUGAAAGUAACCACCUAUUAAUAAUAGCGAUUAGCAUUUUUAAUAGACAUUUAUGGAUCUGUGUUUACUGUGUCCCCAAAUGUUGCUAUUGAAAUGUUCUGAUAUUUCAUUUAAAAUCUAGCCAAAUGUGAUCCAAAUUUGUAAAUGUCAUUCUUUGGCAUGAAAAAGCUCGCAAAUCGCAGCAAUAUAAUCAAGUAUUUUCGGAGGAGUAUUCAAAGAAAGGGUUUAACUAUUUGUCAUCACGAUCAUUAAACGGACUUGACUGCAUUCUUUAUUAAAAUAAUACACCAAAGGUGUGACAAAUUAAAUUAUUAUUUUCCAAAUUGGGUCCGCAGCUCUGGCCUCCGAGGUUACAACAAUGUUUGUUAGUGCUUCAUUCUAAUUUUAUUAUAGCGCUCCGGUUUGACUUUACAAAAAUAAAGAACAGACAACCGACUCAUUUGAGUGCCACAUGUUUAUUUUAAACGGAAAAGGAUGGCUAGUACACAAAUACGCUAUGAUGAUGAAAUAUGCUGUCAUUAUUUUUGAAUAUGAAUAAAUAUAAUCAGCGCCUGGAUUGAAGAUUGUCUUAAAACAAAUGCAUAGAAAAAAUAUGCCCAGAAUUCUUCCAUUGAUUGCGUUUUUAACAUACAAUCUUAUGAGACUUUUCUUAGUUCAUUCUCUACAAAGCAAAGACUAGCACAC